CUCUUGUAUACCUGUAUGACCCAAUGCAAUAUUACCAUAGGAGAUUGCGUCGCAGAUGAUAAGAGAAAUAACAUUUCCUGCAACAGUACUUGUUUCAGAACACCUGAGAAUUGUGUAAAUUAUACUGGAGUUGACUUGUUUGGAAAAGAACAAAAAUACCAAUGUAACUGCAAACACCUUAGUGACUGUAAGUUCCAAAUCCUUAGUAAAUGUGAAAAUGGAUGCUUACCUGGAUAUGAAAAGCCAUAUUGUCAAAAACGUAUGUACCAUAACUUCAUAAAGAAAGACACAAAUCAGAGUUAUCAUCAACUAUUUAUAUCUAAAAACAAAGAGGCAGUGAUGUCCCCAAUAGAACUAAAAUUUAGAAACAAAUACAGAAUUAAUACAAUAAAAAUUUGUAGCAAUCUUUCUGAUUCAUUAAUGAACGUCACGCAACCAACUGGAUUGAAAUGCGAAAUAAAGAACACUACUAAUACUAAGACUACAAUUUGCACUGGUGACGUACAUACUGAUACGUUGAAUAUCAAUGGAACGGCUGGAAUUAAUUUUAUUAAGUUAAUUGGAUGCCCACCACAAUUGUAUGGUAAAAACUGUACCAAGAAAUGUCAUUGUUCUGGAAAUAAAUCAUGUCACCAAAUUACUGGAGAGUGUAAAGAUGGCUGCGAAGAUGGAUGGUAUGGAGGGAAGUGUGAGAAGCAAACAUAUGUUAAUAUUGCUCAAGGUAAACAAACAAAUCAAUCAAGUACUUAUGGAACGAAAGGAACACGUGUCUUCCAUAAUGGAACAUGUGUGGACAUGAAGGUAGGGAUGACAUCCGCCAAGGCGGUUGACGGUAAUUUUGACCCUGGAGUCGUACAUAAAUCAUGUGCAAAUACUAACAAGGAAAAGGAUCCAUUAAGAGACAAAGCCUAUGAUCGGAAGAAACUUGUAUUGACUUCAUAA
This is a messenger RNA of Octopus bimaculoides (California two-spot octopus), 942 nucleotides long. RefSeq lists its product as uncharacterized. The record is from RefSeq and is a predicted model, not a curated record. Gene Ontology annotation, biological process: protein dephosphorylation. Lineage: Eukaryota; Metazoa; Mollusca; Cephalopoda; Octopoda; Octopodidae. Gene Ontology annotation, molecular function: protein tyrosine phosphatase activity.